This is a messenger RNA of Dalotia coriaria, 5813 nucleotides long. RefSeq names its product protein jagged-1b-like. Gene Ontology annotation, biological process: cell communication; Notch signaling pathway; multicellular organism development. The transcript is spliced from 15 exons. The coding region runs from base 507 to 4430 and encodes 1307 amino acids. Lineage: Eukaryota; Metazoa; Arthropoda; Insecta; Coleoptera; Staphylinidae. The record is from RefSeq and is a predicted model, not a curated record. Gene Ontology annotation, cellular component: membrane. Gene Ontology annotation, molecular function: Notch binding; calcium ion binding.
AUCGUGCAUGCAGAGUUCGUGCGCGUUCGGUCCGUUUACGCGUACGUUCGCAGCGCACACGCAUAUCACAAUCACGUCUCCUUCAGCAUACUCUCUAAACGUAUCACAGUGUCCUCCUAUCAGUGGUAACACACCAUCGAAAAUUCAACACGCAGCCAACGAAAACAUUAAAACACAAUGUGCGUUACUUAAAACUCAAUUCAUUAUUAACAUUAUUGGUGAUUUUGUACUUGUGGACUUGUCUAGAUAAUAUCAGUGGAAUGUUACUGCUACAUCGUGCGAAUUUUGUGUGAACUUGUUUCGGUUUUUUGUUUAUUAUCUGCCGGUGUGUGUGCGUGUGAGUGUUGUGUGUUGUUUUGUUGAUAACGCAGGCACGCACAGGACGCAGAGGACGAUGAUGCAGCGUCGCAUUGCAACGUCGUCGCGGCCGUCGCUGUUUUAGUCGCUCUUUCGAGGAGGUUUGGUGAUUCGAACGCGGCUCGCGGUUGUUGUUGUUCGCGGUGAAGAUGUGCAGUGUCGUGUGGCGACUUUUGUGUAGGAGCAUGUCACAUGGAUAUUUAUUACACUUUUUCCUUCUGUUGCUCAACUUAUUACAGUGCGCGCAUGGCUCCGGUUUCUUUGAACUGCAGGUGCUGGAGAUGGUCAACCCGCUUGGGGAGCUGACGAACCGGGAGUGUUGUGGAAAUGCCGGCGGCGCUGGCGUCGGAAACGGCAUCGGCAUCAUGCAGCGUGCCUCGCUGGCAUCGCGCUGUACGACGCCGUGCAAUACUUUCUUCCGGCUUUGUCUCAAAGAGUAUCAGAGCAAUGUGACCAGCACCGGGUCGUGUUCCUUCGGGAACACAUCCAGUCCGGUGUUAGGUCGUGAUACCUUCACUCUCGCUGAUCCUGAACGCGGAAAACUCGUCUUGCCAUUCAGCUUUCGAUGGACGAGAUCUUUCACACUCAUCUUACAAGCAGUGGACCACAAUAACUAUUCAGAUCCAGUGAGUAACAACCUGAUAGAAGAAGCCACGUAUUCAGGGAUCAUCGAUCCGAGUGCAGAUUGGCAUACGUUGGACUUCAAAGGGAGGCAGGCGAGGUUGACUUAUCGAGUACGAGUACAGUGCAAUACACAUUAUUAUAAUGCAACGUGUACGAAAUUCUGCCGUCCGCGAGAUGACAAGUUUGGACACUACAUGUGUGAUUCAAACGGCGACAAGGUGUGCAUCGAUGGAUGGAAGGGCAACAAUUGUGAGACGGCUAAAUGUAAAGAUGGAUGCCAUUCAGAGCAUGGAAAGUGCGAUAAUCCAUGGGAAUGCAAUUGUCGAAUUGGAUGGCGUGGCGAAUUCUGCGAUCAGUGUGAACCGUAUCCAGGAUGUAAGCACGGCUACUGCAAUGGUUCCUCAUGGCAGUGCAUAUGUGAUACCAAUUGGGGUGGCAUCCUCUGCGAUCAGGAUUUAAAUUCAUGCGGGACACGUGAACCGUGUCAAAAUGGCGGAACUUGCGAAAAUACCGCCCCUGAUAAUUACCGUUGCACCUGCCCCGAGGGAUUCUCUGGAACCAAUUGUGAGGUGGUGGACAACCCUUGUGCGCCUGCGCCGUGUCAACAUGGUGGCACAUGUAUGGAGGCGGCUGGCAGCUUCACGUGCGAAUGCGUGCCUGGAUGGACGGGACCCACGUGCGAGAUAGAUAUUGAUGAAUGCGCCUCGUCUCCGUGCCAGAAUGGCGGUACCUGCAUUAAUCUCGAGGAUGCCUUCAGGUGCGACUGUUCUCCUGCAUGGGAGGGCAACCUGUGCCAAUUUGACGCCAACGAGUGUCUGCUGGAUCCGUGCAUCAACGCAGUGGCGUGCACUAAUCGUGUCGGCGACUAUCACUGCCAGUGUCGCGUUGGCUGGGCCGGCCACAAUUGCAAUCAGAACAUCAACGAUUGCGUCGGCCAGUGCCAGCACGGCGCGACGUGCAUCGAUCUCGUCAACGACUAUCAUUGCGCCUGCCCACCUGGAUAUACAGGCCGCGACUGCGCCACGGACAUCAACGACUGUGCCUCGAAUCCGUGCAAAAAUGGCGGCGAAUGCGAUGAUCAAGUCAACGCCUUUCGAUGCAUCUGUCCCGUGGGAUUCACCGGCCACGAAUGCGAGAACGACCAUGACCACUGCAGCCCCAAUCCUUGCGAGAACGACGCCCCGUGCCUUAACACACAAAGCGAUUACUACUGCCAUUGCCACGAGCGUUGGCAGGGAAAGAACUGCAGUACUCCGCGGAUUGUCUGCGAUAAUCCACCAUGCGACGAUGGAUUCGACUGUAUGUUGUCGUCACUGGUUGGCGGCCGACUCUCUGACGUUGACAUGUGCGGGGAACAUGGCCAGUGCGUCAAUCAUCUAGGCUUCGGGUACCGGUGUUCCUGUAAACCGGGCUAUACAGGGAAAUACUGUCAUGAGAAUAUUAAUGACUGCAAGGCGAAUCCUUGCGAAAAUGGCGGCACUUGUAUUGACAAAAUCAACGACUUUCAAUGUAUUUGUAAAGAUGGCUGGGAGGGAGCUCUGUGCAAUAUAAAUACAGACGAAUGCAGUGCAACUCCUUGCCAUAACAAUGGAACUUGUAUUGACAAAGUGGCUGACUUCCAAUGCGACUGCCGUAAUGGCUGGAAAGGUAAAACAUGUCAAUUGAAAGACAGCCAUUGCGAUCAUUCUACGUGCAAAAAUGGUGGCACGUGCCAAGAUUUAGGCAACACUUUUGUGUGUCGAUGCCCUGCUGGUUUUGACGGAACAACAUGCCACCUAUCCAAGAGAACCGCGUGUCGUUCAAAUCCUUGUCUCAAUGGUGGUACUUGCGUUAACAAUGGCGAUUAUUAUCAGUGUUUGUGUCGAGAAGGAUUUGAAGGUAACCAUUGUCAGGAAGACGUCAACGAUUGCAAUCCACAACCCUGCUACAAUGGCGGAAAAUGCAUCGAUGGAGUCAACUGGUUCUGGUGUCAGUGCGUCAAUGGUUUCACUGGUCCUGAUUGCCGAAUCAACGUUAACGAUUGCGCCUCUAAUCCUUGCGGGUAUGGUGCAACGUGUGUGGAUGGUAUUGCAGAUUUUCAAUGCAUCUGUCCCCCUGGAAAACGUGGUAAACGUUGUCAAUUUGAUGAUAUCUCGUACUUACCACUUCCGGGAAGCUGCAACUGGCAAGGACAUUUUCUGGAGAACAAUUCAACAUGGCAGCACGAGUGCAACACGUGCGUUUGCAUCAACGGAGCUGUAAAAUGCACGCGCAUCUGGUGUGGGCUGGGUAAUUGCCGCGCUGGACACAACAACCCUAACUAUCUCUGUAAUAACAAUCAAGUUUGCGUACCGAUGACGGAAACAUGUCUCACACCACCGUGCCAUCCAUAUGGCGAAUGUCGUGAUUUGGAAAGUGGGCGACGUGUGAAACCUCCUUCACUUCCUGCGCCGAGUUCCUGUUGGCCUAAUCAAGCAAUUUUGAGUAACACAUGCGCACGUCUUACUCUUUUGGUGGACAGGAGUAAACUUCCCAGAGGUGUUACCGUUGAAGGGCUCUGUAAUGAUCUUCGACGUUUAUUGGCAAAUUAUGAACUAGCCAAUGAUUCUCUCAAUGAUUUAGUUUUGCUUUGCGACUUAAAACUGGAGUAUAACGAUUCAGUUGAAGUUACUUUAAGUGGAAAUGAUGGUGUUAUCGAUGGAAUUCGUAUCCUUGGGGAAGCAAUUUCACGCAAGCAAACUUCGUUAUUAGCUCUCACGUCUAUAGUAGAAGUUAAAGUUGAGACUGCUUUGGUAUCUGAAGAACCAUCCAGCAAUAAAUACCUAAUAACGUUAGUUUUCUUCCUCAUCAUACUUCUCUGCGCUGCUGGGCUUUCAGUUCUAUACUUUUUGCGUCAACGCAGACGGAAUUUAGGCCUUAGUGGAAUGAAUCUAUCACCAAGCUCGGAAUCUUGCCAUAGGAAUCAUGAAGAUGAAAAGAAUAAUCUACAGAAUGAAGAAAACCUCCGAAGAUAUGCGAAUCCUUUAAAGGAUGAUGUUGGAAGUUUAGCUAGCAUCAACACUGUGGCGGGUUGUGGGCUGGAUAUGCCUAAAGUAAGUGUAGUGCGGCCAAUUUCUUCAAUACUGCCGCAUGAAUCAUCCAGUGAGAUGCUCGAGAUGAUCUCUGAAACGGAGUGCGCUGGAUCACGCAAGGGAAUGCUUGUUGCACCCGGUACCAGCUCAGAGCAUUCGCUGAAGAUCAACGACAUUGCCUUCCAUGACGGCCUUAAACCGGCGCACCGCAGCAGUCAGAUCAUGCUCUACAAGGCGCAGAAUCCUGACGUACGGAAAAACACAGCCGCCUUUGACGACUCUUCCGGCCACAAGGACUUCAGUAAGAGUGUGAUCAAUGUGAACAAACCACGGACAUCGUCGCAACAUACGCACGGUUGCGGCAGUGCAAGCGCGGAUGUGCUCACGGUGCUAGUUUAAAUUUGCUAGAGUAGCACCGCUCACGGAGGGGCCAGUGUAAUAAAUAGUAAAGUAAUGUCAAGCCAAUGUUAGGCAAAUCUAAACAAUGUAAAUCGAGGCAAUGUGUAGUCGAGCCGAACCGAUAAUAUCGAUAAUGUGACACAAUAUUUUCUUCCUCACAUUUUAGAAUGUCACUUUCUCGCCAGAAUAUUUUGAUAAGUGCUAGCUGCAAGCUGUAAGCAAGCUAUUUAUGAUCUCGUGAUGAUAUGAUGAAAGAAAAUUAAAUGACGACAAGAUUAUGUAUGUAUUUAUCGAUGUAUCUGAUAUAUCUGAUGGACGUCACAAAUCACGAUCGGUUUGUCUCUUUAGUGUGAUAUUAUUUAAUACUUGAGUUUGUUUUUCUUUCCUGCGCAAUUUUGUUAGCAAAUCUCUAUAGUUCUACUAUUUUUGCAAGGUUCAUGCAUUUCUGUUGAACUUAAACUUGUGGAGAGAGCACAUAAAUGCAGGAACCAACUUAUUUAAUUAAAAUACGGCAAUCAUGAUGAAUGUUGAACGCGAUGAUUGGUGUAAAUAUUUUUGUUUUUUGAUUUUUUAUAGUAUUUUAUGUUUUUGCGUAUGUAUUUAUUUAUAAUUUGUUCCUGAUAUACAUGUAAACUAUUGUAGUUUAUUAUAAUUUUUGCCGGAGAAAGAAAGAAGUUCUAUGAAACGUAAAGAAAAUCUGUAAAGUUGUAACUGUUUUACAUCUCGACGUCGAAUGGAAACUAUUGCGACUUCAUUGGCAAAUGCAAUCGUCGAAAUGUAGAACAGAGUUAUAUUUAUAGUGAUACUGUACUAAGUUAAGCGACAAUUGUACAUAUGUAUAUAUUAAGAGAUUAUUAAUUGAUUGCGCGAUACGUCGCGACAGAUUUAUAGAAAUUUAGCUAUUCCAUAUUGAUAAUACUGUAAUUUAUGAUAUGUAAGUGACGGCGCAUGUUGAAUUUUCGAUUAUCUGUGUCUUAUUUGCGCGUACUUAUCGAUGGCAUUCACACUCACUGUUUCGUUAACGGGACUUAACAUCGAACGUUUAAGAGAACGUUGCAAAUGUUAAUAAUCAUUAAGUAUUCUUAAAGAGAAUAUCGUAAAUAUCGUCGAUUGUUGCGAAAACAGGCGAUACUAACAUUUCAAGUGACGAAAUUUUAGAUUUAAUUAAUUCUAUUUUAAACUAUUUAUAAAAGAUAAUUGUAUGUUGUAUAGAUAACUUCUGUUCCCGGCUAAAUAGUCUAGCGUUUAAUUAGUUCUUAAAGUUUAAUAGAGACCAAGGCGAUAAAUAUCUGAUAUAUAAUUGAUGUAUAUUAUGUAAAGAAGAUAAUUUCAUGAAUGUACUAAUUUUAUAAAAAUUGAUUCAGAUAAAAAAUAUUGAAAAUA